This is a messenger RNA of Eubalaena glacialis (North Atlantic right whale), 1420 nucleotides long. It is a transcript of the gene NAP1L5, whose product is annotated as nucleosome assembly protein 1 like 5. Gene Ontology annotation, biological process: nucleosome assembly. Gene Ontology annotation, molecular function: histone binding; chromatin binding. The coding region runs from base 120 to 680 and encodes 186 amino acids. The record is from RefSeq and is a predicted model, not a curated record. Gene Ontology annotation, cellular component: nucleus; chromatin. NCBI's taxonomy places the organism in Eukaryota, Metazoa, Chordata, Mammalia, Artiodactyla, Balaenidae. The transcript has a single exon.
CGUCAGCGCCGCUUGCCGCUCGCCGCUCGCCGCUUGCCGCUUGCCGCAGGAUCGCUGGGGCGCAGCUCGCGGGCAGCUCUCCGCGGGAGCCACCGAGACCUCUGCGCCGCUCCGCGAACAUGGCCGACUCGGAGAACCAGGGCCCCGCGGAGCCGAGCCAGGCGGCGGCGGCGGCGGAGGAGGUAAUGGCGGAAGGCGGUGCGCAGGGGGGAGAUUCUGACAGCGCGUCCGGCGACUCCGACGGCGCGGUCGGUCAGACGGCUGAGGAGCCCCAGACGCCUGCGGAGAAUGCACCGAAGCCUAGAAAUGACUUUAUCGAGAGCCUGCCUAACUCGGUGAAAUGCCGGGUCCUGGCGCUCAAAAAGCUGCAGAAGCGGUGCGAUAAGAUAGAAGCCAAAUUUGAUAAGGAAUUCCAGGCUCUGGAGAAAAAGUAUAACGACAUCUAUAAGCCCUUGCUCGCUAAGAUCCAGGAGCUCACCGGUGAGAUGGAGGGGUGUGCAUGGACCUUAGAGGGUGACGACGAGGAGGAGGAGGAUGGAGAGUACGAGGAGGAGGAGGAGGGGGAGGAGGAGGAGGAGGGGGAGGAAGAGCCUCCAGCAGAGGCUGCGGCGCAGGCGGCGGGCGCCGCCGCCGAGGAUGAGGGUCCCCACUCGGCAGUGUCUGACGACGCCCAGAAAUAAGCGGGGGCAGAGACUGCAGAGGAGAAUGACGACGCAGAUUAAAAACCCCGAUUUUUUUUUUUUUUUUUUUAACACAUCGGUGGACUUGAAAAGGCUCAGGUUUUGGACCAAAAUACAAUGUGAAUCAAUUCUGACAUUCCUAAAAUCAUAUUAAAUCGACGCAAUCAGAUUCUGGCCAGCCCGUUUCCAAUCUGAACACCAAUAUACCAAAAGGUGUUGCAAACGAGUUAAAUUCGAAAUGGUUUUUUCAUGAUCUCUUCUGCGAGGACUGGAGUUGAGACUUCCUAAGGGUGUCAAGUAGAUGUGAAGUAAAGAACGUCACUUGGAAACCCUUGGAUCACACUAUCAUCACACUACGCACAGACACCCCAGCCGAGACUGAACAUGUUCUCAAUGCCUAAUUCUGCAAUUUCUUUAGUCUUGCAUUUUUCCAGCGCAGAAACAGCAGAACCCAAGAAAAAUCUCAUCUUUAAGACUUUGCUUUCGUAACCCAGACAUCAGCUUUACACUUCAGAGAAGCGUGAUGGGAUGGAGGAAGCCCGUGCCGGAGAUCAUGACAGUACUGUUAAUGAGGCCCAGAAAACUGCCACUUCAAAUUCUAAAGACUGUUCUGAAUAUUUGGUUCUGAGAAGGAGGGUGUAUAACCUGUACACUAUUGUCAACAUAUGUGUUCAUUAUUUACAGUCUCGUGUUUAUGUGUUUUCUUGGUAGUGUCUGUUUACAAAGGUGUUAAAAAAAAA